Messenger RNA from Protopterus annectens (West African lungfish), 2418 nucleotides. Its product is annotated as serine/threonine-protein kinase 32B-like. Gene Ontology annotation, molecular function: ATP binding; G protein-coupled receptor kinase activity; G protein-coupled receptor binding. Gene Ontology annotation, biological process: regulation of signal transduction; G protein-coupled receptor signaling pathway; protein phosphorylation. The transcript has 7 exons. The record is from RefSeq and is a predicted model, not a curated record. NCBI's taxonomy places the organism in Eukaryota, Metazoa, Chordata, Ceratodontiformes, Protopteridae. The coding region runs from base 1 to 690 and encodes 229 amino acids.
AUGGCUCCAGAGGUUUUUCAGUCAUUUGUAGAUGGACGUCCUGGCUACUCCUAUGCAGUAGACUGGUGGUCAUUAGGAAUUACAUCAUAUGAACUUCUACGAGGCUGGAGGCCAUAUGAAAUCCAUUCCAGUACUUCAAUAGAAGAUAUUGUCAACAUGUUCAAAAUCGAAAGAGUGCAUUAUUCAUCAACGUGGACCAAAGGCAUGGUAGCGCUUAUGAAGAAGCUUUUAGCCAAAGAUCCAGAGUGCCGUGCUUCCAGAGUCUCAGAUAUCCAAAGUGUUCCAUACUUAGCCGAUGUAAACUGGGAUGCUGUGCUAAUGAAAACAGUUCCUGCAGGCUUUGUACCAAAUAAAGGAAGACUUAACUGUGAUCCCACUUUUGAGCUGGAGGAAAUGAUACUAGAAUCUAAGCCCCUUCACAAAAAGAAGAAACGACUUGCCAAAAAUAAAUCUAAGGACAGUGCAAAAGAAAGCAUUCCACUGAAUGGGCACCUGCAACAGUGCUUGGAAACAGUGAGACAAGAGUUCAUUAUUUUCAAUAGGGAAAAACAACAAAAACAGGAAAUGCGCAGAGGAGAGGCAACCAGUGCCGAUGAUGACGUCAUUUCAGCAGCAUCAGAUGUGAAGGCUGAAGAUGGACACAACAAUAACCUGCUGGGACCAGACUGCACAACAGGCUGUAUUAGCUAGUUAAAAUGGCAUGCUUCAAGGAUAGCUUUAGCACCCGUGGAAUGAUUCAUAUACGGAACUGUACUGAACAUGUACAAAAAGAGCAUUGCAUGUCUUGUUUUGUGUGCAUUUUUUUGACAAAAGAAAUUUACCCUUUAAAACAUAUCUUUGGUUUCAUUGCUUUUAAUAGUGCAGUCUUUUAUUUUAGGCAUAUGGUGUAAAAUGACAUUCAUGCAAACAUCAUUUUCAUUGUUUUAGUUCUCACAGACACAUUUUCUAAUUUUCCAAAGUCUCUGAUACUCAAAACCUCCCAAAUAACAAAGACUUUCUGAAUUCUGGGAAAAUUAGGAAUUUAUAUACAGUAUGAAUUGUUGUAUGUUAAUAUUCAGCAUCCUGUGUUACACUGUAUACUUCAGAAUAAUUAUGCUGUGUAUUUUUUCCCCUGGUCAUAGUAUUCUGUAUUCCAGUUUCAACAACAGUUUAAUUGACAAGGUUGCUAAAAUACAAUUCUGAAUAUAUAAAUGUGUUGUAGAAAAUAGCACUCUCCUUUUGCUGAAUUGCAAAUAUAUCUUAAAAACUUGGUGUUAUAAAUUCUUUAAGGAUGAAAAAAUAUUUUACAGCCUUGCAACCAAGCAUCAGGUCCCCUUAUCCAGAUUAGUUGUGCAAACUAUAGCUAGUUUCGAUACAUAAGAUUCAACUUUACAUCAAUCUGCUCUUCUGAUGGGACUUUAAUUCCAGCUCUAGAAGCAAAUUCCCAUUAAUUUGCACCAUACAAUUCCUGAUGUAAUGGUAGCCUGUGCAAAGUACUCACCAGUGGUCUCCCAGAGUGUUUUUUGUGGGGACUGCAAGAACAUUAAGUGAUUUUAAUCCAGAAAAUACUGGAAUGAGUUCAAGUAAAAUACAGUGAAUCCAUUGCAUUUACCAUAUUUUGCAACAAUAACAUUAUGUUUUUAACGUACUACAAAUCAUGAAUAUCUGCAAAAUUCAUCCACAGGAUAUGGUCAGUGCAAGUUAAUUACAUCUGUUCUUUGUCUUUGAAAAUCUAAAUUUGUACUCGAUCUAUGUAAUUCAUUAAACUGGAAAUGAGGAAUAAGUAUGCAGAAUAUAAUGUAAUGUAAUGCAAUGCAACACAAUACUGUUCCUUUAUUGAGGUACAGCACUAGGCAUAUAUGACUCCCUUACAGACUUCAAAUGGGAUUAUAGUCUGUAUCCUUCUCUGUUGUUUCUUAAUAUUAUUGCACUAGAUAUCUAAAUGAGUUGCCUUACAACUGCUAAUAUUGCAGGUUUGUCAGAACUGCUACAUUUUACUGGAAGUCAGCAUUCUGAAAGUCUUUGUUCAUUUUGAUUGUAUUCUUAUGUGUACAACCUAAUCACUAUUUUGUUUUGAGCAAUUGUUUGUUACCUUUGCAUAGUAAGCAAGGUGCAUAUUUAGACCCUAAAAGAAAAUUAACUUGCAAAAAUGUAAAACAAAAGAAUAUAAUGCCAUUUACUUUAUUAAUUUUGCUCUCUUCAUGUAUAUGAAGCAAAUCAGACACCUGCAGUAUUUUCACAGACGAUAAAAAGAAUUAUUUAUUGAGCGGUAGCUGAAGGCCUUUACCCUGCAAUAUAUGUCUCAUUAUGUUUUUUUUCCUCUGUGUUAUUUAAUACAUUAACAAGAUACAUAAUGACCUUUGUUAUUAGUCUUUUUGAAGCAUGUAGAUUAAGCAUUCUGGCAAAGGAACUUGAAUAAAUUUCAGAUUUUACAUUCCA